AUGAGCGAAUCGAAAGGGAAAGUUGCAAUUAUAGGAAGCGGAUUAAUAGGAACAUGUUGGGCGACGCUCUUUGUCAGCGCCGGCUAUACGAUUUGCCUUUACGACAUCUCGCAAAAUCAGCUCGAAUCAUCAAGGCAAACCAUAUUGAAGAACCUCCAGACACUCAUCAACGAUGGCCUUUCAAGAGGCGAUAUAACCGUGGCCGUGGCACAAAAAAGGAUUACGACUACUUCGACGUUAAGUGAAGCACUGAUUGGUGCUAUUUAUGCACAGGAAUCCACAUGUGAAGAUGUUGAGUUUAAGAGGAAAAUCUUUGCUGAGAUGGAUUUAUGGGCCUCGUCAGAUACUAUACUGGCUAGCAGCACAUCAACAAUCCCUGCAUCAACGUUCACCGGAAGUCUUUCUCAUCGAUCUCAGUCCCUCGUCGCUCAUCCAGUCAAUCCACCUCUUUAUCUUACGCUCGUUGAAAUUGUCCCUGCGCCAUGGACAAGUGACCCUGUGGUACGAAGGACUUAUGAAAUCAUGAAGGAUAUUGGGCAAGAACCUGUCCGUCUUCAUCACGAGGUUCUCGGUUUCGCUGUGAAUCGUCUACAAUAUGCUUUACUUGCUGAAGCAUGGCGACUUGUUGGCAAUAAUGUGCUAUCACCUGAAGAUAUCGAUAAAGUUAUGAUUGCUGGUCUCGGACCACGUUAUGCAAUUCACGGGCCACUGCAAACCGUACACCUAAAUGCAAACGGUAUACGAGACUACUUCUUUCGCUACGGUGAAGGAAUUCGACGAGUUCUAGCCGACUUCGGUGCAACACCGACGUUCAAGGAAGCAGACGUACUCGAAAAGUUAGAAACGUCUCUAAACAAAAGUAUGCCUCUUGAUCAACUGAGAACAAAGAAAGCCGAACGAGAGCGUAAUUUAGCACUUCUGAAAAGCCUUAAGAAGAAGAUGGAGUAG
Messenger RNA from Angiostrongylus costaricensis, 948 nucleotides. Lineage: Eukaryota; Metazoa; Nematoda; Chromadorea; Rhabditida; Metastrongylidae. The record is from the annotation of a GenBank genome assembly.